GACAGUUAAAUAGUUGCCUACAAACAGUUUUUAACGUGUAAAAAGGCAGUGUACUUCGCAAGAGGUCUUUGGACAGCUUAAACAAAAGCCAUGGACAAGUUACGAAAUGUGUUAAAUGGAAAAGAAAACGACGGCGGCGAAGCUGGUCUUGUGACAGCGGUCACAGGUGGGGGAGACAGUUGUUGUCCUUCUUUGAGUUGGGAGACAAGAAUCAAAGGUUUUAUUGCUUGCUGUGGUCUUGGGAUUCUUCUCUCUAUCAUUGGUAGCAUCACUCUUUUUUUCGGAAAUCUUGUUUCAUUUGCUCUUCUGUAUUCGUUUGGAACUCUUACAGCUCUUUCUAGCACUCUGUUUCUUAGAGGUCCUGUGAGCCAAAUGAAAAGCAUGUUCAAGGAGACGCGUAUAUUUGCCACUAUCAUAAUGCUUUUAAUGGUUGUUCUCACACUGUGUUCUGCUUUUUGGUGGAAAAACGCCGGUCUUUGUCUUCUAUUCUGUAUUCUCCAGUUUGUAGCUUUUGCUUGGUAUUCAAUAUCUUACAUUCCAUUUGCAAGAGAUGCAGUGAAGAAAUGUUUCAGUGCUUGUUUGUCUUGAAUUGCCACCCACACAAUUUACGAUUGCAAUUCAAAGCCCUUUUUCUUUUUUUUAUCCUAGUACUUGUUGUAUAGCCUUGUGAAGAUGGUCUAUAUAACACUCUCUUUAAAUUCUAUCAACUUUUAUAGCCUAACCUAUGUAAAGGUCUUUAAAUAAGAUGGACCAUUCUACUACAUGUAAAAAUAAGGCUGGAUUUCUAAAACCAGAACUUCGGAAACUUUAAGUUGAUUACGGAUACUAUAGCAAUUAAAUUUAUUGCAAUCUGGAUUAAAAUGUCUUUAACUACAAAAUUCCCGUUUCAGAAAACUUAAAAUAUUUGUCAAACUCCGAUGGCUGAAAUCCAGUCCUAUAUGUAGUAUAUGUUGUACUGCUUGGCCAUAUAACAAUUUUCAGCACCUACGGUCUUCGCAAAAAGUGAAUCUAGUAACCAAGAUGCCUUCUUCUUGGACCGAGCAGUAAUAAAGUUUCUUGCUUGCCUGUUUAAACACCCCUUUGGUUGUGGUCUUAUCUUGUUUCUUUCUUCACCUGUUCGUGCCUUCCAUAUUAUAUUGUAGUUUCGUUAUUCUUUAGACUGGUGGUUCUCAACCUUUAUUAACUCUUCUAUCAUUCUUCAUUCACAAAUUUCUAGAAUCACUUAUAAAACUAAAUUGUACAGGACAAAAAUAUGAAUCCUGAUUUUUUCAGUAAUUGUUUAAAUAUUGUAGGCAAUAAUUUGUUUUCAUGCCAUUUGGAAGACCUUUAUGUACCAAAAAUGGUAUGUGUAAUAUAUAGGUUGAGAACCACUGCUUUAGAUUUUGUUAAACAGGUGUAUUGCCUGCAUAGUUUGGUAUUUAUUGUUUUGUAGAAUUGUUUUAACCGGAACUUAAAUUCGUAAAUGUGCUUUAGCUGUUGACAGCAUCUUAAAUAUAAUUUCUGUUUAUAUUCUAAAUCAAAAACAUUUAUUCAGUUGAUUGGAAAUAAUUUUACAACUUUUUAUGUAAAGCUGUUUCUAUACACCAGUGAUUCUAAUCUUAAUAAAUAACUAUUAGGUUGUCCGGGGUUAAAAUCACUGGUAUUACUGACGUUACACUAUUAAACUGUUAAC
Messenger RNA from Ciona intestinalis (vase tunicate), 1672 nucleotides. RefSeq names its product vesicle transport protein SFT2B. The record is from RefSeq and is a predicted model, not a curated record. NCBI's taxonomy places the organism in Eukaryota, Metazoa, Chordata, Ascidiacea, Phlebobranchia, Cionidae. Gene Ontology annotation, biological process: vesicle-mediated transport. Gene Ontology annotation, cellular component: membrane.